GGGGCUGGCUGUGGCCACCUCGGCGGUGUCCAGGGCUGGCUUCUCUGUUGAUCUCCCCCUCCCUUGCUUCCGUAGGCUCACGGCGCGGCCGGACAUUGUGGGUGUGCGCGGUGGAUUUCUCCCGGAUGCUCCCCGACUAACAUGGACGUCCCACCAUCCCUUGCAGUGCAAGGUGGCUCCUUGGCGCAGUGAGUGGAGAACAUGCAGCGAUUGCUAAUGGGUUCGGGGAACGGAGACUCCUUCCGCCCUCAGUGACCAUGCCGUGAUCGUGUCGGCGGCCACCACUCGACACAUCCUCAUUCCUGCCCGACCGGGGAGCCGAACGCUAGAGCGGGGAAGUGGGUGCCGCGCGCGUGGGCACAGAAACACCAUGAAGAUUACUGCCCCGAUCCUAAGUCACCCAGUCUCCAGGCGCACCCUUAAACUCCUGCUCUGCUUACUGUGGAUUGGAUAUUCCCAAGGCACCACGCAUGUGUUGAGAUUUGGUGGUAUUUUUGAAUAUGUGGAAUCUGGCCCAAUGGGAGCUGAGGAACUUGCAUUCAGAUUUGCCGUGAACACAAUUAACAGAAAUAGAACUUUAUUGCCCAAUACCACCCUAACCUAUGACACUCAGAAGAUAAACCUUUAUGACAGCUUUGAAGCAUCUAAGAAAGCCUGUGAUCAACUAUCUCUUGGGGUGGCCGCCAUCUUUGGCCCUUCGCACAGCUCUUCCGCAAACGCAGUCCAGUCCAUCUGUAAUGCUCUGGGUGUUCCCCACAUACAAACCCGCUGGAAACACCAGGUGUCUGACAACAAAGAUUCCUUCUAUGUCAGUCUCUACCCAGACUUCUCUUCACUCAGUCGUGCUAUUCUGGACCUGGUUCAGUUUUUCAAGUGGAAAACCGUUACAGUAGUGUAUGAUGACAGCACUGGCCUCAUUCGUUUGCAAGAGCUCAUCAAAGCACCAUCAAGGUACAAUCUUCGGCUUAAAAUCCGUCAGUUACCAGCUGAUACAAAAGAUGCAAAACCUUUACUUAAAGAGAUGAAAAGAGGCAAGGAAUUUCAUGUGAUCUUUGACUGUAGUCAUGAAAUGGCAGCAGGCAUUUUGAAACAGGCAUUAGCUAUGGGAAUGAUGACAGAAUAUUAUCAUUAUAUCUUUACUACUUUGGACCUCUUCGCUCUCGAUGUGGAGCCCUACCGAUACAGUGGUGUUAACAUGACAGGGUUUCGAAUAUUAAAUACAGAAAAUACCCAAGUUUCCUCUAUCAUCGAAAAGUGGUCCAUGGAACGGUUGCAGGCACCUCCAAAACCUGAUUCAGGUUUGCUGGAUGGAUUUAUGACGACUGAUGCAGCUCUGAUGUACGAUGCUGUGCAUGUGGUGUCCGUGGCCGUCCAGCAGUUUCCCCAGAUGACAGUCAGCUCCUUACAGUGUAAUCGGCACAAACCCUGGCGUUUUGGGACCCGCUUUAUGAGCCUCAUUAAAGAGGCACACUGGGAAGGCCUUACAGGCAGAAUCACUUUCAAUAAAACCAAUGGCUUACGGACUGAUUUUGAUUUGGACGUGAUCAGCCUCAAGGAAGAAGGUCUUGAAAAGAUUGGCACUUGGGAUCCAGCCAGUGGCCUGAACAUGACAGAAAGUCAAAAGGGAAAGCCAGCCAACAUCACAGACUCCUUAUCCAAUCGCUCUCUGAUUGUUACCACCAUUUUGGAAGAACCCUAUGUUCUAUUUAAGAAGUCUGAUAAACCUCUUUAUGGAAAUGACCGGUUUGAGGGCUAUUGCAUUGACCUUCUCAGAGAGCUCUCUACAAUUCUUGGCUUUACAUAUGAAAUUAGACUUGUGGAGGACGGGAAGUAUGGAGCCCAGGAUGAUGCCAAUGGACAAUGGAAUGGAAUGGUUCGUGAACUAAUUGAUCAUAAAGCCGACCUGGCAGUUGCUCCAUUGGCUAUUACCUACGUCCGAGAGAAGGUCAUCGAUUUUUCCAAGCCCUUUAUGACACUCGGAAUAAGUAUUUUGUACCGCAAGCCCAAUGGUACAAACCCAGGCGUCUUCUCCUUCCUGAAUCCUCUCUCCCCUGAUAUCUGGAUGUAUAUUCUGCUGGCUUACUUGGGUGUCAGUUGUGUGCUCUUUGUCAUAGCCAGGUUUAGUCCCUACGAGUGGUAUAACCCCCACCCGUGCAACCCUGACUCCGACGUGGUGGAAAACAAUUUCACCUUGCUAAAUAGCUUCUGGUUUGGAGUUGGAGCUCUCAUGCAGCAAGGUUCUGAGCUCAUGCCCAAAGCGCUCUCCACCAGGAUAGUGGGAGGCAUUUGGUGGUUUUUCACACUUAUCAUCAUUUCUUCGUAUACUGCUAACUUAGCCGCCUUUCUGACAGUGGAGCGCAUGGAAUCGCCUAUUGACUCUGCUGAUGAUUUAGCUAAACAAACCAAGAUAGAGUAUGGAGCUGUGGAGGAUGGAGCCACCAUGACCUUCUUCAAGAAAUCAAAAAUCUCUACGUAUGACAAAAUGUGGGCUUUCAUGAGCAGCAGGAGGCAGUCCGUGCUCGUCAAAAGCAAUGAAGAAGGCAUCCAGCGCGUGCUCACCUCCGAUUACGCUUUCCUCAUGGAGUCCACCACCAUCGAGUUCGUCACUCAGCGCAACUGCAACCUGACGCAGAUCGGCGGCCUGAUCGACUCCAAAGGGUAUGGCGUCGGCACGCCCAUGGGUUCUCCAUACAGAGAUAAAAUCACCAUAGCGAUCCUUCAGCUUCAAGAGGAAGGCAAGCUGCACAUGAUGAAGGAGAAGUGGUGGAGGGGCAAUGGUUGCCCGGAGGAGGAGAGCAAGGAGGCCAGCGCCCUGGGGGUUCAGAACAUCGGUGGCAUCUUCAUUGUGCUGGCAGCUGGCUUGGUGCUCUCGGUUUUUGUGGCUGUGGGAGAAUUUUUAUACAAAUCCAAAAAAAAUGCUCAAUUGGAAAAGAGGUCCUUCUGCAGUGCCAUGGUAGAAGAACUGAGGAUGUCCCUCAAGUGCCAGCGCCGGUUAAAACACAAGCCACAGGCCCCUGUUAUUGUAAAAACCGAAGAAGUCAUCAACAUGCACACAUUUAACGACAGAAGGUUACCAGGUAAAGAAACCAUGGCAUAAAGCUGGGAGGCCAAACACCCAAGCACAAACUGUCGUCGUUUAUCCAAACAAUUUAGCGAGAAUGUUUCCUGUGGAAAUAUGCAACCUGUGCAGAAUAAAAAUGAGUUACCUCAUACCGCUGUGUCUAUGAACUAGAGACUUUGUGAUCGAAGCAGUUACAAUGAUCAGACUUGAUUCACAAGUAUCCUGGAUCAACCAAGUUUCACGGGGUUACACUGUCUAUCAAAGGUUCCUCCCUUCUGCUGAGUGAAUGUCACACACGCAUUUUGUGACUGGUUUCAAAUGCAGUCCAGUGAGAAAUUAUUGGUUCUUUUUGAAGUCCAACUGUCGCCAGGAGAUGGAAUAUCAAUGUCCAACAGGGUAACCAGUAAAAGAAUCAUUAUGAAAAAUAAAAAAUACUUGGAAUCAGCAAAAACUGUAGUGUUACAAGAAACAGUACAAUCUUCUGAACACCCAGAUAACAGAGGUGAUGUUACUAGCCCCCCGACUACUGAGUACAGUGAUCAUUUGAAUAGACAACAUGUGUUCAUAGAAUGUGAAGCAAACAAAGAAAAAAUGUCACACAAAACAAAUCGGAAUUUCCUGGCAAGUGGAAUAUAAAGCAGACCAUCAUGAGUUUUAUUUUUGUUUAUGUUUUGUUCUUGUUAGUCUGUGUCACUGAUCGAAAUAGAAAUGUCAGUCACCAAGGCAAUAAUGUUGUUUGUUUUUGUUAUUUUUCUUACAUUCACCAAGGUGGGAGCUUUAACAAACAACUCUGCUAGAUCCCUAUCAAUUCUCUGCCCCCCCACAUGUCAUUUCACCCACCAGACCCCAAGAAUAAGAAUGAAAAGCAGCAGUUGGCUCAGUGAUUCUGGGUUCAGGAGGAGGAGGAUUUGUAAUCAUUGCCCUAAGUUGUCAAAGAGGCCGCGUGUUGAUAGAGAUGUGGAAGUUGGAAGCUUUCGCUCUAACAUUCAGAUCUGUCAACUCAACCCCUCAUUCCUGCCAUAAAUGAACUUGAUGGAGGCUGGGCGGAUCUUGGUGAUAUGAGAAAGGGGACUGGUCAUCUAUGGAAAAGUAUGAUCGAAGAACUUUGUAGUGGACUGCAUUUAUCAAUACAGUCACAAUGUUAAAUGAACAAAAUCCUUGAGCAGUUUUUUUUUUCCAAAAAAAAUGUUCAGGUUUAUUUGUGGAAAUGCAAGAUUUCUAUGAAAAUAGUUUUUGUAUGGAAAUUUUUGUAAUACUUUUUAUCAACAAACUAAGAACAUGUGUUCCAGUCAGGGGUGUGAUGUCAAGCAUGAAUGGUAGUGCGUGUGCACCACCAACGUUUGGUGAAAACUAUUUUUAUCAAGAGAAAAGGAAUCAUAGAAGAGAAAUAUUUUCAAGUUAGAUAAUAUAAAAGCUAGGUGCACUACCACCACUGCUUACCAUGCCACCCCUGGUUUCCACGAGGCUGAUCACAUACUGUAAUGAACAAUUGUGUGUAAAAUGGUAAAAGACACAGCCCUCUUGACAACAUUGUGAAAACAAUUGAGUGCACACAGUUUGCUGUUUGAACCCAAUGCACAAAAUUAAAAAAAAAUCAUUAAAAUGAUGUCCAUUUUGCUUUCA
This is a messenger RNA of Echinops telfairi (small Madagascar hedgehog), 4684 nucleotides long. It is a transcript of the gene GRIK2, whose product is annotated as glutamate ionotropic receptor kainate type subunit 2. The record is from RefSeq and is a predicted model, not a curated record. NCBI's taxonomy places the organism in Eukaryota, Metazoa, Chordata, Mammalia, Afrosoricida, Tenrecidae. The coding region runs from base 371 to 3097 and encodes 908 amino acids. Gene Ontology annotation, molecular function: transmitter-gated monoatomic ion channel activity involved in regulation of postsynaptic membrane potential; kainate selective glutamate receptor activity. Gene Ontology annotation, cellular component: plasma membrane; kainate selective glutamate receptor complex; presynaptic membrane. The transcript is spliced from 16 exons. Gene Ontology annotation, biological process: synaptic transmission, glutamatergic; monoatomic ion transport; modulation of chemical synaptic transmission.